GAAUUCUGCCGUUGAUGAUGUCACUUCUUUGUUUACUUUUGCCAAUGAAUGUCAUAUUUGUUACAAGAUGAAACCAAAAUAUACCCAGGUCCAGCUAAAGGAGAAAAAAAGGUUCCAGGAGGAGGGAGGAGACAAUGUGAGGGAAAGUUCACAUUUAGCUGCAUUCCCAGCUCCCAGUCUUGCAGGAGAAGGGGCGAAUGCUCAGACCACUGCCCUCCCCCCACCAGGUCUCAGUAGAAAGUACCCCCUACCUCAACCCACUCUCUCAGCCAAGACCAAGAUUUGGAUGCCAGUGCAAGAGACCUGGAAAGGAGAACCUUAUGACAAGCCUUUGCUCAAAUACACAAUAGCCCUCCCUAUUGGCAGACGCCACUGUAGACCUCGUCCAAUAAAACGACCCGUCCCCAACCCUUCCCCCAACCUGACUGAUAAAAGAGUGAAGUUUAAACAUCCUGAGGCCACCCUCCGUUUUAUCCCAGUGAGGCCAGACUUAGAGCAGCUCACCAGGCAGAGAACCCUCCCUGGUGGUCAGUUGGUUAGACCUGUGACACCCAGACCACCAUCACGCAAGCAGCCCCCCUCUGCAGACCAUAGCCCCCUAGACGUUAUCCACUCACACAGAUCCCUUGCUAAGGUGCAGGCUGGAGGUGAGGACAGGGGAGGCGGAGGAGAUGGUGCCUCCCUAUCCCGCUCUGUCAGGGAUUUGCAGUUGCUUAGCUCCAGCUCCGACGACGAGGAUUCUGAGUCUCCUUCUGAGUCACUGUUCCGAUGCACCACUCCAGCCUACCUCACCCGUCGCUACCAGAACAGUUUGAAAUGGUACCAGGCGGUGCGCAGCGAGAAGAAGACCAAACAUCACAAGGAGAGGCUUGACCAGCUUUGCUAUAAGGAGGCAUCAGAUGAGUCUAAUGCUGAAAGAGGCCCCUCUGAUGUCCAGGCGAGACACACCGCCCCUCUGGGUGCUGGGGAGGGGAGGUCUGUCUGUAAACCCUACCAGGGAGGAAAGAGGAGAAGGAGCUCACCGUCAGAGAAAGGUUGCCUACCCCCCAGCCAGGUGAGGAGAUGGGACCGCCGGUCAUGGCGCCGACAGCUAGACAGCAGUGCCUCGGACUCCCCAGCAUCUGAUGGCAGUGUCAUGCUCAGCCCACUCUAUACCCACUCCCCCUUCCUCUCUCCCACAGCUACCAGCACUCCUCCCCACCCUGCUCCUCUUUCUAACACAUCUCCCAACAUCCCAAUAUUUUCCCCUUCCUUCUCUCUCAGUACGCCUUCCAGUUGUCCUAGCACGCCACUCUACCCCCACUCUUUCACCUCCAGUGCCCCUGGCACCCCAUUACGAAGUCAGGUGACAUCUUCCAGUGCCCCUGGCACCCCAGUACAAAGUCAGGUGACAUCUUCCAGUGCCCCUGGCACCCCAGUACAAAGUCAGGUGACAUCUUCCAGUGCCCCUGGCACCCCAGUACAAAGUCAGACCCAAUCCCCCAAGACCCCUUCAUCCAAGACCCAAUCCCCCAAGACCCCUUCAUCCAAGACCUCCUCCCCCAAGACUCAAUCCCCCAAGACCCCUUCAUCCAAGACCCCCUCUCCCAAGACCCGCUCCCCCAAGAAGCCUCAGACUAGUGUUCUUCACAGAUUCACCCAGGAUCCGAGGAUCCGAGAUCCGAUCCAGGAUCAGAGACCAUCUAUGCAGUCCACUUCCAACACCUCCAUCAACAACCCAGAAGGGAGACCUGCAGCCUCAACCUCAAUCCUGGGCAGGAGUUUAGAGCUAAAGAUUAGUCAAGGUUUCCAGAAACCAGACACACCCAGGCCAAAGAGCUACUCCCCCAUGAGCAAACCAACAGGGAUUUCACCGAACUAUAGGGGUGCUGGUACUCCUUUCCGGGGAAGUGAGGGGAAUCUAACAACUACCCCCACUUCUAGGGGCCUGAGUUGGCCAAAUGUACCCUCACCCUGCCAGAAUCCUCCACCUGUGAGAAAUGGCCCGCAGUCAUACUCCAAAAAUAUCAAAGGCACACACUCACCCUCAGCUCAGACUAAAUCUAAAGUACCAGGAGAGAAGACAGACUCUCAGCACAUCAGAUCCCCCCCUACAACACAGAAGGUCCCUCAGGAGUCAGUGUCCCCUCCCCUGUCCCCCCGCUCCAGACCUGGCCCCAGCAGUCCGGAGCUCAUCCAUGCCAUUGUGAGUGCCAUGGGCUAUCUGCUUGGUGUGCCACCCACCUCCAUCCCUGGCCUCUGCCCUUCACCUGAAGACCCUGGUACAUCCUCCACCACUGACCCAUCAGCUUUUAACUCAGACCCCAGCCAGCCGCCCUGGACUGAAGAACUACGACUCAUCCGGCAAAGACUCAGUGAGCCUGGCCUAGGGCUCAACCCCCCGCCUCCUGACCACACCCAACCAGCCCCCAGACCAAGGGACACACACACCGGACAGAGGGAAGAGAGGCCUGCACAAUCAAUGGCACCAUCACUGAGAAAGAAUACAAAGAUGUGAGAGGAGUUAGGAUGAAGAUGAGGAUACUGUAGCAUGCUACACUGCAGAGCUGCAAGGAGUCAGAGAGCAGCUGUUCAUACAGGACUUGACUGACUGACUGGUGGAAACAGAAGAUGUUCACGUUAACAGGCUGAACAUCUGCUCAUACAGCUGGGUUGUGUUCCUAACUCUUUCUCUGGAUAGAAUUAUAUAAUAAAUACAGAGUCAAAUACUUUAUGUACAUAUUCAUUUGCUGUAAGUACCGGCAGUUUAG
Salmo salar (Atlantic salmon) is the source of this 2750-nucleotide messenger RNA. The record is from RefSeq and is a predicted model, not a curated record. Lineage: Eukaryota; Metazoa; Chordata; Actinopteri; Salmoniformes; Salmonidae.